CUGAUAAAGUCCAGAACGUUCUGGAAAAUUGAAGGAUUUUGCGCACAUUGUGUUCUAGCUAGAGUGAUCUAUUUUACCGGCCGCUCUCCGGCCUUUUCCAUUUCUUUUUCGACAUCGAAUUAGAAGCCGAUUCCAUAUUCCAUUACGCUCGUGUCCUCAAAUAAGAUUUCCAUAGUUCUAAUUAUUGCAGUUUUUAAAUAAAACAGUUCAAAAUGUUGUCGUUCGCUAGAAAUUUAGGAAGAAAAUCAUGCGAUGUAAUUAAAAUUGUUAAUACGAACACUAAGAGGGAUUUCAGUCAAAUUUCAAGAAAUAGUUGCUUCUUCAAUAGCUAUUUUCUCCACCCCAAAUAUGAAAUGCAACUUCGCUAUAAAUCUGAUGGUGUUAGAGGAGCAGUUAUUGGUAUUGAUUUGGGUACCACUAAUUCAUGUGUGGCAGUCAUGGAAGGAAAACAAGCCAAAGUAAUUGAAAAUUCAGAAGGCUCAAGGACUACACCUUCAGUUAUAGCUUUUUCUAAAGAUGGGGAACGACUUGUUGGUAUGCCAGCUAAAAGACAGGCAGUAACAAAUUCAGCAAACACAUUCUAUGCUACCAAACGUUUAAUUGGUAGGAGAUAUGAAGAUGAAGAGGUCAAAAAAGAUAUGAAGACGCUAUCCUAUAAAAUUACAAAGGCUUCAAAUGGUGAUGCAUGGGUACAAGGUACUGAUGGAAAAAUGUACUCACCAAGUCAAAUGGGUGCUUUUGUUCUCAUAAAAAUGAAGGAAACUGCUGAAGCUUAUCUCAAUACUAAAGUUAAGAAUGCUGUUAUUACUGUUCCUGCAUAUUUCAACGAUUCACAAAGACAAGCCACAAAAGAUGCUGGUCAAAUUGCUGGCUUAAAUGUACUUAGGGUCAUCAAUGAACCUACAGCUGCAGCUUUGGCUUAUGGAAUGGACAAAAUGGAAGACAAAAUUAUUGCUGUUUAUGACUUGGGCGGCGGUACCUUCGAUAUAUCAAUCUUAGAAAUCCAGAAGGGUGUAUUUGAGGUUAAGUCCACCAAUGGUGACACAUUUUUGGGAGGUGAAGAUUUCGACAAUGUUCUAGUGAAUUAUCUAGUAUCUGAAUUCAAGAAAGAACAAGGCAUUGACGUAACUAAAGAUCCUAUGGCAAUGCAGCGUCUCAAGGAAGCCGCUGAGAAGGCCAAAAUAGAGUUGUCAUCUUCACUACAAACUGAUAUCAACUUGCCAUACUUGACCAUGGAUGCAUCUGGUCCUAAGCACAUGAACUUGAAAUUGAGCAGGUCUAAAUUUGAAAGCUUGGUUGCAGACUUGAUCAAGAGAACAAUUGGUCCAUGUCAAAAGGCUUUGAAAGACGCUGAAGUCAGCAAGAGUGAAAUUGGAGAAGUCCUCUUGGUUGGAGGAAUGACUAGAAUGCCCAAAGUACAACAACUUGUUCAGGAAAUAUUUGGUAAACAACCCAGCAGAGCUGUCAAUCCCGAUGAAGCUGUAGCUAUUGGUGCAGCUGUUCAAGGUGGUGUAUUGGCCGGAGAUGUUACAGACGUUCUUCUAUUGGAUGUCACUCCUCUUUCACUUGGUAUUGAAACUCUUGGUGGUGUUUUCACAAAACUCAUCACCAGAAACACAACUAUCCCUACCAAGAAAAGUCAGGUAUUUUCAACAGCAGCCGAUGGUCAAACUCAAGUUGAAAUCAAAGUUCACCAAGGUGAACGUGAAAUGGCAGUCGACAACAAACUUCUUGGUCAAUUCUCCCUUGUUGGUAUCCCCCCAGCACCUCGUGGUGUGCCACAAAUCGAAGUUACCUUCGACAUCGAUGCUAAUGGUAUAGUACAUGUUUCUGCAAGAGACAAGGGAACUGGAAAGGAACAACAGAUUAUUAUUCAAUCAUCUGGAGGACUUAGCAAGGACGAGAUUGAAAACAUGAUCAAAAAAGCAGAACAGUAUGCACAAGAAGAUAAAGUUAAGAAAGAAAGAGUAGAAGUCAUUAACCAAGCUGAAGGAAUUGUUCAUGACACAGAAACUAAAAUGGACGAAUAUAAAGAACAGUUGCCAAAGGAAGAGAGUGAGAAAUUGAAGGGAGAAAUCGAAAAUGUUAAAAACUUAUUGGCACAAAAAGACACAGUUGAUCCAGAAGAAGUCCGCAAAGCUAUGAAUACUUUACAACAAUCAUCACUCAAAUUGUUCGAAAUGGCUUAUAAAAAGAUGGCAGCAGAUCGUGACAGCAGUAGUAGUAGUACAGAAUCUACAAAACAAGAAGAGGAACCAAAGGAGAAGAAAGAAGAGAAGAACUAAGUGCAAGUUUGAAGACAUUUGUGGACUUGGUACGUGAUUUAGGUACAGUUGUAUAUUUUGAGUGAUACCUAAUGAUAAUCUUAUUAAAAAUGCGUCUUUACUUUGCAUUUUUUUAUAAGGAAUGUGAUCAGAAACUAUUUAGGUCAGUGACGUUGUGAUCAUUUGCUAUUGUUCUGAUUUAAUCCGUGUUGGUAGUUCAUGUGGAACUAAUUUUUGUAUUACAACUCAAUCGUAGAAUUGACUGUAUAAUCUCUGAAUUGUCUAGAAACAAUAUAAAUAUUUUGUUACUGAUAUUUUAUUUGUGUUGUCCUUUAUCAUCUCAUAAUGAUAAUAAAGAUAUUGUAAAUAAAUUGUUUUUCUUCAUAA
Molecule: messenger RNA, 2651 nt
Organism: Harmonia axyridis
Lineage: Eukaryota; Metazoa; Arthropoda; Insecta; Coleoptera; Coccinellidae
Gene: Hsc70-5
Product: heat shock 70 kDa protein cognate 5
Exons: 10
Coding region: 213-2285 (690 amino acids)
Biological process (GO): protein refolding; cellular response to unfolded protein
Cellular component (GO): cytoplasm; mitochondrion
Molecular function (GO): misfolded protein binding; ATP hydrolysis activity; ATP binding
Source: RefSeq, a predicted model, not a curated record